Molecule: messenger RNA, 1602 nt
Organism: Eubalaena glacialis (North Atlantic right whale)
Lineage: Eukaryota; Metazoa; Chordata; Mammalia; Artiodactyla; Balaenidae
Gene: NETO1
Product: neuropilin and tolloid like 1
Exons: 10
Coding region: 1-1602 (533 amino acids)
Molecular function (GO): protein binding
Source: RefSeq, a predicted model, not a curated record
AUGAUCUAUGGACGCAGUUUGUUUCACAUUGUAGCAAGUUUAAUCAUCGUCCAUUUGUCUGGGGCAACCAAGAAAGGAACAGAAAAGCAAACCACCUCAGAAACGCAGAAGUCUGUGCAGUGUGGAAGUUGGACAAAACAUGCAGACGGAGGUGUCUUCACCUCUCCGAACUAUCCCAGCAAGUACCCCCCUGACCGGGAGUGCAUCUACAUCAUAGAAGCUGCCCCAAGACAGUGCAUUGAACUUUAUUUUGAUGAAAAGUACUCUAUUGAACCUUCUUGGGAGUGCAAAUUUGAUCAUAUUGAAGUUCGAGAUGGACCUUUUGGAUUUUCUCCAAUAAUUGGGCGUUUUUGUGGACAACAAAAUCCACCUGUAAUAAAAUCCAGUGGAAGAUUUCUAUGGAUUAAAUUUUUUGCUGAUGGAGAGCUGGAAUCUGUGGGAUUUUCAGCUCGAUACAAUUUCACACCUGAUCCUGACUUUAAGGACCUUGGAGUUUUGAAACCAUUACCAGUGUGUGAGUUUGAGAUGGGCGGCCCUGAAGGCAUUGUGGAGUCUAUACAAAUUAUGAAGGAAGGCAAAGCUUCUGCUAGCGAGGCCGUUGAUUGCAAGUGGUACAUCCGAGCACCUCCACGAUCCAAGAUCUACUUACGAUUCUUGGACUAUGAGAUGCAGAAUUCAAAUGAAUGCAAAAGGAAUUUCGUGGCGGUGUAUGAUGGAAGCAGCUCCGUGGAGGAUCUGAAAGCCAAGUUCUGUAGCACGGUGGCCAACGACGUCAUGCUCCGUACAGGUCUCGGGGUCAUCCGCAUGUGGGCGGACGAGGGCAGUCGCAACAGCCGGUUUCAGAUGCUCUUCACAUCCUUUCAAGAACCUCCCUGCGAAGGCAAUACAUUCUUCUGCCACAGUAACAUGUGUAUUAAUAAUACGUUGGUUUGCAAUGGACUCCAGAACUGUGUGUACCCUUGGGAUGAAAAUCAUUGUAAAGAAAAGAGGAAAGCCAGUCUGCUGGACCAGCUGACCAACACCAGCGGGACUGUCAUUGGCGUGACUUCCUGCAUUGUGAUCAUCCUUAUUAUCAUUUCUGUCAUUGUGCAGAUCAAACAGCCUCGUAAAAAAUAUGUGCAAAGGAAAUCGGACUUUGACCAGACAGUUUUCCAGGAGGUGUUUGAGCCCCCUCAUUAUGAGUUAUGCACUCUCAGAGGGACAGGAGCUACAGCUGACUUUGCAGAUGUGGCCGAGGACUUUGAAAACUACCAUAAACUGAGGAGGUCCUCUUCCAAAUGCAUUCAUGACCAUCACUGUGGAUCGCAACUGUCCAGUACGAAAGGCAGCCGCAGCAACCUCAGCACAAGAGAUGCUUCUGUCUUGACAGAGAUGUCCCCACAGCCCGUCAAACCCCUCAUCCCACCCAUGAACAGAAGAAAUAUCCUCGUCAUGAAACACAACUACUCCCAAGAUGCUGCAGAUGCCUGUGACAUCGACGAGAUCGAGGAGGUGCCGACCACGAGUCACAGGCUGUCCCGACACGAUAAAGCCGUCCAGCGGUUCUGCCUCAUUGGGUCUCUAAGCAAACAUGAAUCUGAAUACAACACAACUAGGGUCUAA